UUUGUCAGGGAAAUGCGGGGUUUGCAUGAAUAAUGGUGGUCGUGAUAUUCUGAAAAGAUGUUUCAAGGUCCUGCGUUCGUAGAAUACCUUUACACAUGCAAGAAGACGAUAAAACCCUGUGCAUCAGACCGUGAUAAAUCAUUAUUUUUUAAUCAUGGUCUGUCGUUUCAUAAUUUCCUAUUGUCAUACCCAUGCCCUAUAUUACAGACUGAGAACCCUCUAUAGCUAUGUGUAUCAUCGAACCAUGAUUCGCUCGUGUACCAGCCUUCAAUAAAGUAACUUAAAAACGACAAUUCAACAUUUCCGAACGAAGACGUCGGCACUUGGUAGCUAGAGCAGAGGUAUAGAUCAUGGAUUGUGGGCUACUUUGCUAGCAUGUUAUUGUAUAGUUGACAGAUAUUGAUGUCGAUUCCGUCAAUUAUUGAUAUAUCGCUGAUCAGCCCAACAAAAUGAAAUCGGUGCCACUAUUGCAUCUCGCGUUGGUAAUCCUCCUGCGAAUCGACAUUCAAGUUUCGUCAUCAAUCCACCAUCAUCAUGAAGAGGAAGAAGAUAUCAUUGUUCAUGAUGGAGAAAGUACGGUUGUCAUAGAUACAAGAUUGGAGGAUGGGGUCUUCUCUACUGGAAGACAGACUGUAAGAACAUCAGCAACCCUUCAAAAACUUAAAUGGGACCCUAAUGGAUACAUAACAUUUUGUCCAUGCAUGGGAAGGUUUGGUAAUCAGGUUGAACAGUAUAUUGGAUCACUGGUAUACGGCAAAGCUAUGGAUAGAACGAUAAUACUGCCACCUUUCCUCACUAAACAUGGGCCUGUCCCGUUCAGUAACUGGUUCCAAGUGGAACACAUUCGGGAUUUCUAUCCUCGUAUCAUCACAAUGGAAAGGUUCAUGUCAGAACUGGCGCCAAUCUACUGGCCGGAAAAUAGAAGGGUCGGUUACUGCUGCAGUUUCCCUGGAAUGAAAACUUGCGGAUUGAUAACCAGUGAACACAUAUCUGUCGGAUUGUGGAAUGUCUAUAACAUCACUUUUGUAGAUGAAUAUGCACUGCAUUGUAAUAAGGAUCAUGCCGAUAUCACAGAUGAAAACAACAUGGGCGCUGUCAGGAAUUGGGGUGUAAGAAAUUUACCAUCAGACGAUCACCCAGUUGUGAUGAUGACAUGGCCACUGGCUCCCUUCCCUAUGUUAGCAGGCAAUCGUAUCAUACAGAGAUAUUUCAAGUGGAACUUAACAAUAUUUGGCAUGGCACUACAUCACAUGGAUCACCUUUUCCAUGGUGAACCAUUUAUAGGUAUUCAUCUUAGAACAGGCCAAGAUUGGGAGAUAGGAUGCAAGAAAGUAGAAGGGAUGGGUAUCGGAAUGGCAUCAUCCCAGUGCCGUGACAUCACAAAGGACCCGGUUACCAUGGCAAUGUGUUAUCCUACCAAAGAGCUGAUACUUGAAGAAACCAGAGCGGCCGUGGAGAAGUUCAAGACGAGGCAUGUCUUCAUCGCUACUGAUAAACUAUCCUAUCAGAAGGAACUACAAAAACUCUUUGGAGAUGAGGUCAAAGUUCAUCAUCUUGAUCCUGACAUACCCCAGAUUGACCUCAUUAUUCUUGGCCAAUCAGAUUUCUUCAUUGGUAAUUGUGUCUCAUCUUUUACAUCAUUUGUCAAGAGGGACAGAGACGCCAACGGCAAACCUUCAUCCUUCUGGAGUUUUGGUCUUCAAGAAAUAUAACGGAUUGUAUUCAUAGACUGCCUAUGACAGACUUAUCAUUGAUCAUGGACUUUGGAUGAUGUUCAGUUUUUAUAGGGAUGACUUAACUUGUCAAAAAUUGACAAAUUUGCUUCUUAUGAAAUGAGAGGUACAGUUGUGCUCAACGGUCUGUGAGCCCCACCACAAAAUGCACUCCUUCAUGCCGAUUGUUGACAACACUUUGAUUUUUGAUGAGCCCAAAGAAACAAACUUAAUUGAAUGUAAUAAGCAUGGCCAACUUGAACACUUAAAAUGCUAGAUCAAAAAGAAAAACCACACGCGAAUCAUUUGAUUGCGCAGGGCCCUCUCCAUCCAGAUUGUGUCAAUCUGGGUACGGACUCGCGUUACAUCCUUUUUUAUUGUUGCUGUGAGCCCUGUACUUGUACCCAGGGUAACUUUCUUUUUUUCCCCCUUUUCUUGAGUCUUGAUUCUAUGUUUGAUUCUAAUGUGUUGUAAUCUUCAACAACUAUAUAGCUGUAUUUUACUAUUUUGUAUUACGUGGAUGCUCUUUCUGUAAACUCUCAUGGAUUGGAAAGGAAGACCUUUGGGUUAUAGUUAUUAAGUUAAUCUUUUUCUUUUCCAAGCAUCCAUGUAACACUCCUCAUUGUAUUGUUUGUAUAUUUUGUUUAUAUGUUUGAUCAUGCAGAAUAAAAUAAUAAUAAUAAAAUAUCUUAAUUUUUCUGGUGGGGUUCACAAUUACUUCUGAGCACCACUGUAUACCAUCUCUCUUGUGUGUAUAGUCAGCAAUACCUGAAUUUGUAAGGACAAAUUGGAAGUUAUCAACCAUCAAACUAGGUUAAAGGUAUUGUUUAACUUUGUGAGCAGCCAAUUUAAAAAAUUCUCAAACCAAGAUGAAACA
Messenger RNA from Lytechinus variegatus (green sea urchin), 2589 nucleotides. Its product is annotated as GDP-fucose protein O-fucosyltransferase 1-like. Bases 450 to 1712 code for a protein of 420 amino acids. Gene Ontology annotation, biological process: protein O-linked glycosylation via fucose; Notch signaling pathway; regulation of Notch signaling pathway. Gene Ontology annotation, molecular function: peptide-O-fucosyltransferase activity. NCBI's taxonomy places the organism in Eukaryota, Metazoa, Echinodermata, Echinoidea, Temnopleuroida, Toxopneustidae. Gene Ontology annotation, cellular component: endoplasmic reticulum. The transcript is spliced from 8 exons. The record is from RefSeq and is a predicted model, not a curated record.